GCAGUUAGCCCGAGGAUGUCGCUUUCACUGUUUGUGGAUGCUGCUGAAGGGACUCUGUCUCAUUUUUGUCUGUUUGACUUUCAGCAAUCAGUCCUGGCUGCUCUCUACAGCUCCGAGGGAUCUGUAAUGGAGAGACACCACUUUGCCCAGGCAAUUGCUAUUCUCAACACACAAGGCUGCAACAUCUUUGAGAAAUUCUCCAGGAAGGAUUAUCAGAGGAUGCUGGAUCUGAUGAGAGAAAUAAUUCUGGCUACAGACCUGGCUCAUCACCUUCGAAUUUUUAAGGACUUGCAAAGGAUGGCUGAUGAUGGAUACAAUACAAAGAGUCGCAACCAUCACUCCUUGCUGCUGUGCCUGCUGAUGACUUCCUGUGAUCUGUCAGACCAAACCAAGGAUUGGAAAACAACACGCAAGAUUGCGGAGCUGAUUUACAAAGAGUUCUUCUCUCAAGGAGAUCUGGAGAAAGCCAUGGGGAACAGACCAAGUGAGAUGAUGGACAGAGAGAAAGCGUAUAUCCCAGAACUACAGAUCAGCUUCAUGGAGCAUAUCGCCAUGCCCAUCUACAAGCUACUGUCCGAACUGUUCCCCGGCGCCACUGAGCUGUACGAGCGGGUAGCAGCGAAUCGCGAGCAGUGGACCAAAGUCUCCCAUAAGUUCACCAUCCGCGGGUUGCCCAGCAACAACAGCCUGGACUUCCUGGACCAGGAGUACGAGCUGCUUCAGUCGCAGGGUGCUUUUGGGAGCGACGACCACUGCCUGAAUGGCUGUCUGGAUGACACAGAGGGAGGUCAGGGCCAGUGACAAACAGCGGGGCCUCCGACAGCGCGUUAAUCUUGAAGUUUUCUCGUGGUCCAACAAGAGGCGAAGAAUACUUUUCUAGAGGCCAAAGACAGGCUGGUCUCUGAUGUCAACCAGCUGGCGUGCUUUAGUAGGCCUUGCAGGAUGGAAACUAAAUCAGACGGAUGCUCUGAACCGAUUCGUCUGAGUCACUGAUUCGAUGCUUGAUGUCGCUUGUGUCAACCAGUCGAGGAGCGUAAAAGAUGAGGAGUAUCUUUUUACAUGUCACACGUUCAUUCGUACAGUACUGAUCCUUCUUAAGAUUGUAAAAAAAAAUAAAA
Messenger RNA from Poecilia latipinna (sailfin molly), 1118 nucleotides. Its product is annotated as cGMP-dependent 3',5'-cyclic phosphodiesterase-like. Gene Ontology annotation, biological process: signal transduction. The record is from RefSeq and is a predicted model, not a curated record. The transcript has 7 exons. The coding region runs from base 16 to 801 and encodes 261 amino acids. Lineage: Eukaryota; Metazoa; Chordata; Actinopteri; Cyprinodontiformes; Poeciliidae. Gene Ontology annotation, molecular function: 3',5'-cyclic-nucleotide phosphodiesterase activity.